Papaver somniferum (opium poppy) is the source of this 6907-nucleotide messenger RNA. RefSeq lists its product as uncharacterized. Gene Ontology annotation, cellular component: nuclear pore inner ring. The record is from RefSeq and is a predicted model, not a curated record. The coding region runs from base 713 to 6652 and encodes 1979 amino acids. The transcript has 34 exons. Gene Ontology annotation, biological process: protein import into nucleus; RNA export from nucleus. NCBI's taxonomy places the organism in Eukaryota, Viridiplantae, Streptophyta, Magnoliopsida, Ranunculales, Papaveraceae. Gene Ontology annotation, molecular function: structural constituent of nuclear pore.
GGUGGAUUUAGGAUUAGGAGCAUUUGAAACCCCUUAGCGCUUUCCCACGUCUAAACCAGUUUUUUUCCGAGUUUUCUUCCCCUAAAAAAAAUUCCUUCACCAUGAGCGGCUAAUCAGCCGUCUCAUGGGCUCUGAUGGCAAAAUCAUACAUGGUUCUUACGAUUUUCUGCUACUAAUUGAGAUUUGGGUCUGUUAUUAUCAAAGCUAGACUUUUUAUUGGGAAUUAUGUUAGUGGAUAGAGGAAAAGUAGAUUUGUUUAUGGAGUCACAAAAAAGAAGAGAUUUGAUGUCGGACUCAGCUUUUGCUUAAUCCAAAAUUCAGACGGUUGCUUCCGAUUUCAUCCUUGGGUCAGUGGAAGCAGAUGAGAAAAUAACACAACUUGCAAAACAAGUUCAAAAGCCUUGGGUGCUAAUUGAUCCUGAAUCCGGGAGAAAAACAAGGAGACAAUAAUUCGAGCUCUAGCAGCAAGGCUUUCGUUACUCAAGUUAUCGAUUCUUUGGGCCUCAAAGAUGCGGGAUAUGAAGAAGCACCAUCUACUUGGUCAAAUAACAGAAGCGGAGAUGCUAAUAUCUGCGAAAGGAUUGAUACAGCUUUAAAUUUCUUACCAGUGGAUUCAGAUCUUCCGUAACACAAAGGUUCGACAGGGAAAAAGCGCGGCAUACAAAGAAGAACAAAGGUUUCUUCUCCCUCAAAUAAUUAGGGUUUAUCUUCUAUGGCGAGUACAGCAGCUGCCAUCGACCAAGCUGCAAACCCUAAGUCUGUCGAUGAGUCUCUCUGGUGGGAUUCUUUUGCCAAUCUCAUUGAUGAACUCGAAAACGCAUCUGAUCUUUCCGAAAUUCCUUCCUCUCUGGUAAAGAAAUUGAAGAGCAAUCAUGUGUGGUUCUUGGAUACUGUUUCUCUCUUUAAACCUCCGAAUCAGAAGUCGAAGACGGCUUUGGAUUGUAAUCAAAUUAAUGUGGGAUCUAAUAAAUUGAUUGUGCGACCUGAAUUGAAAGAUGUAGCUCUACAAGUUAGUCAUUGUCUGGGUUUAGAUGAGGUGCAGUCAUACAUUAUUGUUGAAAGGACUGUAGAGCGAGAAAAUGUAUCAGAUGAUUUUAAAGCACAUGAACUUAUUCAUUUGGUACUUCUUCAAUACUACAUUGAGCGUCAGUGCUUGCUGAAGUGUACCAGGCAAAUUAUCAUGCACGCUUCAUAUAUGGGAAACAGUGAACCUACGGAAAGUGAUGCCAUUAAGGAUGAGGUAUCAAAGCUAAUUUCUGAUGGACUGGAAAGGAAGUUACUGAACGUCCUCCAAGAUCUGUUAUCCUUCAAGCCUCCUGAGCAUAUGGAAGUUGACCUUGCCUCUUUGUGGGCAGAGGAGACUCUGAUUGAAGAUAAUUUGGUUUUGGACAUUCUUUUCCUAGCUUACUACGAAUCAUUUUGUACUUGUAACAGCGAAAACUGGAAAAGCUUGUGCUCAAUUUACAAGGGAAUGUUAUUGGGGUCGUAUAACUUCGCAAAGCUUGCAAUAUCAGUUGAAGCAAGAAAUUCUCUAUAUCACUCAAAAGUUCAACUACUUCUUAUUCUUAUCGAAACUUUGGAUCUGGAGAAUCUUCUUCAGAUGGUUCAUGACCAAGUGCCUUUCAGGCACGGACAUUUUGUAUUUUCGUUGAUAGAUAUUCAAGAAAUUGAUGGAGUUAUUUCAAGUUUCAAUGCUACUGAGACAGAAGAAGCGGGCCCCUUGAUCCUUGCCUGGGCAGUAUUCCUCUGUCUAGUUUCAUCACUCCCAGAAAAACAAGAAAAUAGCUUUCUUGCGGAGGUGGACCAUGUUGGUUAUGUUAGUCAAGCCUUUGAGGCUGCACCCUUAAAUUACCUCCUUGAGAUUCUUCACAACGACCUCUUGAAGGAUUCAGAUGGUCCUGUUGCUGGAUAUCGAAGUGUGAUGAGAACAUUCAUUUCUGCAUUUAUUGCAGCAUUCGAGAUUAGUCUUCAGUUAGAGGAUGACACCCUCAACUCGAUACUGGAUGUCCUUUGUGGGAUCUAUCGUGGAGAGGAGUCACUUUGCGUUCAAUUUUGGGAUAAAGGAAGUUUUAUCGAUGGUCCAGUUCGGUGCCUUCUUUGCACUCUUGAAGGUGAAUUCCCCUUCCGCAUCGUAGAGACUGUCCGUUUCUUGUCGGCUCUAUGUGAAGGAAGUUGGCCUGCAGAAUGCGUAUACAAUUUUUUGGACAAAUCAGUUGGUAUGUCAUCCUUAUAUAAGGUUCCUGGUGGUACCUCUGCGGAAAAUAUUUCUCAGAUCAUUGAGACACAACAGCCACAGCAUGUUUUCGGGUUUUCGGGUUUGCUAAUUCCUAGUCAAACCCGUGGCCAAGUCCUGAAAGUAAUUGAUGCGAGUACUGCUCUAGUUCGGUGGGAGUACAUGCAAUCUGGAAUGUUUGUCUUGCUCCUGCGUGUGGCCAGAGAGUUUUAUUUGAACAAGUACGAAGAACUAAUUGCUAUUCUUGACCUGCUUUCAAGACUGGUGUCCUUUAACACGGCUGUAUCUAUUGCUUUGAUGAACAUUGACAGUUCAUUACAAAUUCAAGCAGCACGUAAGAAUGGGCAUAUCGAAAAGAGCAUGAGGGUUGAUGUGGUCGAGAUAAUUUGCACUUUGGUCAGAAAUUUGCCUUCUAAUGUUAGCAGUGCAGCAGUGAUGUCCAUGAGUGUUUGUAUCCUUACGAAGUUGUUAAAGUGCUCACCUUCUCAUGUUUUUGCCAUAGUACAGAAGAAAAAUAUUUUUGAUACUGCUCUAAGGGCAAAUAACUUUGGCAUGGGAAGUGACAAUUCAUCAAGUGGCACAUGGCUGCUCUCUGGAGGACUUGCAAGAAUGCUUUUAAUUGACUGUGAGCAGACUGAGGAAUGCUGCCAGUUGACUCUUUCAGUGCUUGAUUUCACAAUGCAGCUUGUGGAAUCAGGAGCGGAGGAUGAUUGUGUGUUGGCUCUUGUUGUGUUCUCUCUUCAAUAUGUUCUUGUAAACCAUGAGAAUUGGAAAUACAAGUUGAAGCAUGUUCGCUGGAAAGUAACGUUGAAGGCACUUGAAGUAUUGAAGAAAUGUAUUACAUUGAUCACAAGUUCACAGAGACUGGGUCCCGUUCUUCGAGAUAUUUUGCUCUGUGACUCAUCCAUUCACAAUACAAUUUGCCGCAUAGUGUGUAUAACCACACAAACCUUAGAAAGAUUAUACGUCAGCCGACUUUAUGAGGUUAAGGAGAUUGAAGGAUUACAAGAUGCAGUGUGCUCUGCGUUAGACGUUUCGUUCACGAUGCUUGCUGCGUUCUCGAAGGACGCUGUAUCCAGCUUGCCAGCCUUCCACCAAGCAAUGUUGUCAUCUACCACCAAACCAAUUCCUGUUGUUACAGCAGCAAUGUCUUUGAUAUCCUACUUCCAUGAACCAAGAAUACAAGUUGGUGCCGCGAGAGUUCUUUCAAUGCUGUGCAUCGUGGCAGAGAAUGAACAACCAUAUUUGUUUGGAAGUGUAUGCCUGGUUUCCGAUGAUGCACAGAUUCGAGAUUUGAGAUACUCUAUUUGUGAGAUCCUCUGUGAGGAAACACCAAGGAAUGAAGAUUUAAUCGUUGCUAUAGUUCAACUAUUAACUUCUGCCGCUCAAUAUCAGCCUGCUUUUCUUGUAUCCAUAAUAUCCACGAAGGAGGAUGCUGAGGUUCAGCGGGAUAGUGACGGCAAUUUGAAACAACUUGAUUCUUCAUCUGGACGAAGCAUUAUAGAUGCACUUAUGCUAUAUUUUAAAAGAUCUGAGGAUCUUAUUUUACGGUGUCCCAAGUUAUUGUUAAGUGUCCUCAAUUUCAUAAAAGUUCUUUGGCAAGGGGCUACACAGUACAUGCAGAUCUUGGAGGUGUUCAAGAACUAUGGAAUGUUUUGGAAACAGUUGUUAUCCUCUGUUUCUGCAUUUGCAACGAACAAAGCUCCUUCACACGAUGAUAUGCCUGAAAGGGAGACAAUGUGUUUGGCAUACACGUACCGGUGUCAUUCUGCUGUAUUUGAAAUUAUGGCGUAUGCCAUGUUCUUGAAGAGAAAAGUACAGCAAGCUGAGCCUCUUACCAAACAGACAUCUGCAUUACCGAAGGAGAUGAUGGAUAGCAUUUUUACCGACACUCUGUUAGCCUGGUUUGGGAGUUCAGUUAUGGGCAACCUGAUAACGUCGUAUGCAUCUUGUGGAUAUGAUAACAAAAUAUUCUUGCAGGCAAAGAUUGCUUCGAGUUUGUUCAUCGUUCAUGUGAUGGAGAAGUUAAUAGGUGGUAAUGGUGGGAGUUUAUCUUUAUCAUUAACUAAAAAGAUUGAAGACAUAUCUAAAAAGUUCUUUGAGCAACCUGCAUUUUCUGAACUGUUAGCUCAGUACUCCUUGCGUGGUUACAGCGAGAGGAAUCAAAUGAAGACAUUGAUUCUGAGUGAUCUGUAUUUUCAUUUACAAGGGGAGCUAGAAGGGCGAGAGAUAAAUCCCGGACCAUUCAAAGAUCUUUCUGAUUUUCUGCUUGGAUUGAAAUUUGUGCAGAACAAUGAUCAGAAGUGCAACAUGGACAUUCUCGCAACUGUUAAUGGUGCAUGCUUCUUUGAUAGUGUGCAUCUACAAGCAGAUUUGGGAUUAGAAAUUUGGGAUCAUUCCGAUUGGAAGGCGUCAAAGGAAAUUGCUGAAAGGAUGUUGCUUUGCAUGAAUGAGGCAAACUCCAUGUUAGCUCUUGCAGGUUCCAAGCUUUCUGCAUUGAAGGCACUGACGAUUAUCAUAUCUAUGCAUGGGGACAAUUUUGCUGAAAGAAAGACAGUAUCAAGUGGCGGGGGAAUUCCAGAGCCUCUCCUUGAAUCGAGCAUAGAACACGUUUGUAAAAGUUUGCUGGGGACUGUGGGAUCGUCAGUUCCAUUUCUGGCUGCAUCUAUGGAUAUCCUUAAUUUCUUUGGAGCACAAGUAAAACUGCUUCUCCAUCUUCUCAGAUUUUUAUCAAGAACUCGUGCAGAAAAACCCAACAAGAAAUUUCCAUUAUCGCUGAGCAUUCUUCUCUUGAAAACCGUUGGUGCUGGCCUUAGGGUCUUGAGUAGCCUAUCAACAACUGUGGGGCUUAGGACACCGAUGAAGCUCUUACUUAUGUUACUGCUUACAUCAGUUAAGUUCUGUUACCCUGGCCCAGAUAUUGAAGAUGAGCCAAGUAUCCAAUCAGCUGAAGCCUCUUCUGAGUUGUCUCUCCUCAGUCUGGGUUUGUUACCAAUUCUUUGCAACAGUAUCGAAACUGCCGAGUAUUGUACCCUCUCCCUAGCUUCUAUGGAUUUGAUAUUAAAAGUUUUCUUAACCCCCAAUACUUGGCUGCCCGUCAUACAGAAACAUCUUAGGUUGCGUAUUGUCAUACAAAAGCUUCUUGAAAAGGAUUCUCAUGGUUCCAUUCCCAUAAUUUUCAAAUUUCUUUUAACCCUUGCAAGAGUUAAAGAAGGUGCUGAGAUGCUUCAAGCCUCUAAUUUUUUCUCAUCUCUGAAGGUGUUAUUUGCUUGGUCAGCAGAGGGGAAACCAUUCCUAAAUAUCCAGGAUGAGUGCCUUCUUUCUACUUCUUCAGACCACGAUGAAAAACACCAGCAUGUCUGGGGACUUGGCUUGGCUGUAGUCACAGCAAUGAUUAAUUCUUUGGGAGAUGGUGCAUGUGUUGAUUUUGUGGAGACUGUGACUCCAUACUUCUCCGAGCAUGCUUAUUUGGUGUUCUAUUAUCUAAAUGCACCAGACUUUCAAUCUGGGGAUCACGAUAAGAAGAGAGCCAGGACCCGGAGGACACAAACUUCUUUAAGUGGUCUAAGAGAAAUGGAGCAAACACUCAUGAUAAUCUGCGUACUUGCGAAACAUCGGAAUAUAUGGGCCAAGACAAUGAAAGAAAAGGAUUCACAGUUAAGAGAAAGAAGUAUUCAUCUUUUAGCUUUUAUUAGCAGGGGACCUCAACGUGUUGGGGAAUUUCCGAAUAAGAUUGCACCUUUGUUAUGCUCUCCAUUAUGCCAGGAGGAGAUUGAGGAAAAUAGAAGGCCUUCAUUCGUUGGCAGCAAGAGCGGAUGGUUUGCAUCUUCACCACCUGCACUUGCAUCACCUCAAAGUAAAGUUUCUGCUCUUCUGAGCUCGUCGUUGGUUUCACUGGCCAAGAAUCCCUCGACAGAAAAUGCAGUAACAAGUCAAACUCGAUUCUCUGAUACUGCUGCUAUUCAGAUUUAUAAAAUAGCGCUUCUUCUUCUGGAAUUUCUCUGUCUUCAAGCUAAGGGAGCUGUUAAAAGGGCACAUGAGGUGGGGUUUAUUGAUCUUGCACAUUUUCCCGAGCUUCCCAUGCCUGAGAUUUUACAUGGGUUACAGGACCAAACGAUUGCAAUCGUUACUGAAAUCUGUCUGGCCAACAAGAAGUCAAAGCAUAUGCUCCCUGGUAUCCAAGAAGGAUGUGUCUUGUUGUUGCAGUUAAUGGAGAAGGCGUUGUUCUUGGAACUAUGUGUUUCACAGAUUUGUGGAAUGAGACCGGUACAGGGUCGUGUUGAAGAUUUCUCAAAGGAAAUCAAAUUGCUGAUAGAAGUGGCUGAGCAGCAUGUUUCACUGACAGCGUCGGUGAAGUCAUUGAUACAGAUCAUAUCUCUUGUGUACCCUGGUUUGUUGCAGACAGAAGGAUUUUUGUGAUCUUUUUAAGUGGUAAUAUAUUAAAAUAGAAAAUGUAUCUUAAUCAUGUGUAAUAAAAUUGAGUGUAACAUAAAAUGUCCCAAGGUUUUGUAUUAUCAAUAUUUCCCCAUCAUUUUUCCUUUGUAAAUAUCUCAAGGAUUUUUUUUUCUUCUUACUGAAACUUAAAUACCCCCUGGGCAUUUUUUUUGGGGAGGAUUCUGAAUUAUAUUCAUGUUUAUAUGUUUGAUCAAGUCAGUUAAACUGAUUGACGAGUUA